This is a messenger RNA of Pectinophora gossypiella (pink bollworm), 1047 nucleotides long. RefSeq lists its product as uncharacterized. The transcript has 2 exons. The record is from RefSeq and is a predicted model, not a curated record. Lineage: Eukaryota; Metazoa; Arthropoda; Insecta; Lepidoptera; Gelechiidae. Bases 43 to 768 code for a protein of 241 amino acids.
AAAUGCUCUGCAUGCCAGGGCAGGCAUAACACGCUUCUGCACAUGGUGCAAACUAAACUGACCGAGGCCAGCAAUGCUGCUGCUACAAUGCCUACUAACACCGAUAAUAGUGCUGUGGUGAUGUCGAGCACCUCCCAAGCGAGAGGCGUGGUGCUGCCUACUGCAGUGGUACGUCUAAUCGACAAAAAUGGGAAAUUUAUUCAUGCACGAGCUUUAUUAGAUACAGGCAGUCAAGUGUCUUUUGUCUCUGAAAAGUUAGCCAGUAAAAUUGACUGUAAUAUAUCCCCAACUAACCAGAUUAUUACUGGGGUCAUUCAAGGCACUAACAUCAUGCAUAAAAAAGCAGAUAUUUCUGUUUAUUCGUCUAUAAACGAUUUUAAAUUAAAUGUGUCAUGCCUUGUAACAAAAAACAUUACUUGUGAAUUGCCACAACAGAGUUUUGACAUAAAGGGAUUCAAUAUACCAUCUCAUGCCCGCCUUGCCGACAAAAGCUUCAAUAAAACUGGGGAGAUAUUGUUGCUUCUAGGAGCCGACGUAUUUUUCCAGGUUCUCCAACGCGAGUCGCUGCCGCUAACACCAACGGGGCCCUUCCUGGUUAACACGAGCUUCGGUUAUGUUGUCGCAGGCAGCCUGCCUGUGUCUGCAGGCCAGGUAUCCUCGUCAAACUUUUGUGUAACAGUUCAAGACUUAAGGCCGAAUCUUCCAGUCAACUCAUGGGAUCUCUACCGCUUGAUCGUGUUAACGUUACUCGUCCAUUCCAAAUUGUAAGCACCGAUUAUGCCGGGCCUUUCAAUGUAAAGCAAACUAGAAUAAGAAAUCCUGUCAUAACAAAAGCCUAUGUAGUGAUUUUUAUAUGCUUUAUUACAAAAGCUAUUCACAUUGAAUUAGCGUCGGAUAUGACAACUAAUACAUUUUUGUCAUGUUUUAAAAGAUUUAUAAGUCGUAGAAAUAAGCCUACGAAAGUAUAUUGUGACAAUGGAAGUUACUACAAAGGUGCAGAUAAUGUACUAAGGGAAUUGUAUAAUCUACUGAAUUCCACAGGACACC